AUGCCAUCCGGUGAUGUUGAGUUCCAGUGCGCCUUCUGCUUGAGCGGCGCCGGCACGACUCGCAGCAACGCCGUUGUGGAGGACACAGCCGUGGCGAAGCAGGAUCAGGCGGGCAUGGAGGAUAGUGGCGACGAUGACGAUAACGACGCCGGCGGCUUUGCGGCUGUUGAAGGCCACGUCCGUGUAGGGAAGCAGCCUGGCAGUAGCGGAAGCGGCGCAGGCGGCGGCGGUCCUAUCGACGCGUACAUCUUCUUCUACGAGUGGUUGCAGCGUAUUCCCCUCUUAGGACCCGCAGGGCCGAUCUCGGCGGCUAGCGCUGGCGGCUCAGGCAAGCGGCCGGAUGGCGUAGCGGGGCCAGCGUGCCAGCGUGCCCUCGCGUCAUCGCCAACCACGGGAGCGGGCACUCAUACAGGUGUUUCUCCGUCUCCCGCUGGCGGCAGCCGUCACACCGAGCGGCGGGGCGGUGCAGCAGUCAGCAACGCUAACGGCAGUGGAGAAGGUGGAGGCGCCGGCAGCAGCAGUGUCCUCCUUCCAGCAGGCGAGUCGCUGCCCAUGGUUCUCCGGGCGGCGUACGACAUGGGGAGCCUUUUGACGACUCCCGGACUCCCGCGCGGCACGGCACCCGCUCUUCGGGCCGCUGCCUUGUACCUCAGUCUUCUUCUGCAUCGAUUUGUGUCACUGUUCCCGCUAUUUUGCCUAGCUGGGCGCACCUCAGCCUCCGCAAUCACCGCAGGAGUUGCAACAGCAACAGCAGCAGCGGAAACUAGCCAUCGCCAUGGUCCGAGAGAACCUGCGGAGACAGAACUGUACCGCGCUGACGUGGAGCUGCAGUGGGUGGACGUGGAGUUGAUCGGCGCCCUUCUCGGCGUUGCCGCGCCGUCCUUCUUCGAGUCAACUGAGGUAUCGCUGCAACACCUGCAGAACGUCUUCACGGUGGCCGCCGCGUACAGCGUGCCAAGUGUGCUGUGGCACCCAGGGCGUGUGCCAGGACGUGUGGAGGCAAUGAAGGCGCUAAAGGACAAGAUGGAGCCACUCUGCCCCGUUCCAUUCACGGCGGCAGGUACAUCAGGGCUAUGCCCAGAGCACACGGCGAUGAUCGUCGCGCUCGAACUCGCGCGGCGAGUGGAUGCGCAGCCGAUCGCCGUCUCCUCGACUUCGCCAGCAGCAGCAGCGCAGAACGCGCAGCGCAUCGGGCUCUGGCUCGACGCCCUCGGGCUCUACCCCACCCGCCAAGCAUACCGCGAUGCGCACAGUUACCAUCAGCACAUCCUGACGGCAGAGAAGAAUCAGGACAGCAGUGAGGGCGCCGCCGACGGUGACGCAGUGCAAGACCACCACCGCAUCUUGGCCUCGUGGGAAAAGACGUUGACUGAGUUGGCGGGUAUGAAGGACCCGCAGUUGCUAGCCGCGGCCGAGCGACACGCGCGUCGGCACGACGGCAACGUGGACCGUACCAAGCCUCUCCUCACCACAUUCACCUCACCGUUCUACAAACGCUUCGAGUGGAUCCUCACGUCUCCGUGUGCGAACGCGCUCCUACACGUGUUUGCGGCGGUAUUCCGUAUGACCCCGAUGGAGUUGGCAGACAUGGCGCUACGAAGCGGCAUCUACCAAGGACCCGCAAGCAGCUUCGUCGCCACGCUGCGCACGGCAGUGCUGCGCGGAGCCUACGACAUCAUGCCGCUGGCCCGGCGUUUGUCGCCACUGACGUCGUCGUGGAUGUGUACGUACAUGGCGCUGCACUCCGGCGACCGUCUGCCACUGCUUACAGCGCUGCGCCAGCUGAACGAUGCGCAGAACUCCACACGGGACCGGCAAGCGGCGCUGACACAGCUAGUCCAGCGCAUUCUCCGCAAGCAUCAAGCCCAACAGGUGUACCAGUUGAACUUUGUUCUCCGCGUCACGGACGAGGUGGAGAAACACUUUAACGGCGUCUACUUCUUAUCGAACGUCCUCUGGCAAGAGGGCCUCGCCACCUUCACGUGUCUGCGCUCCGGUCGCAAGACCAUCACGCUCAACCGGUACACACACCGCCUAUCCCUGUGUUACAUGAACGCCAAGGAGAAGCACGUUGACCACCUGAGCAUGCAUGUCACGCCUCCAGUGGUGGCGGCUGUCGAGACGGAGGCGACGCGGCUGGUAAUGGAAAUGGCGCUGGGUAUCAGCUCCACGUCUGUUGGUGAUCCAUGGGGACACGUUGUCCGCUGCCUCGACAAGUGUGCGCGCGUGCGGCGCCGCAUGCGAGUUCCGAUGCUGGCGUCGCGCCUCGACGCCCUCGCCUCUAUCCGCGAGCACGCCAGCACCGUCGCUCGCCAACUGCAGCAGUGCCCGCCUUUUUUCGGCGGCGCCGGCGGCCAACUGAUCUCAAUGAGGCCGACCCUGCUGGGGUGGGGUGACACAGAGACAUUGCUAGCUGCGGCACCACCGCUGGAUGUGCGUCAACUGCGUCUCGAUCUGCAGUGGAACUACCUUUGCCUGCCGCACGUCUCGCUCCUCUCGGGGCUCUCUGAAAACCGUGUCGUGGCGAUGUACGCGUCGCUGGUGGGGCUGCUAGAGCUGAUCCAUCUACGCCUCGUUAAAUCGGCAGAGGCGGCAUCCGCGAGUAGUACCGCGGCAGUACGAAGCAACUGGGUGGAGGAGCUUCUCUAUGUGGAAGAAGAGGAACAGCCUAUUCAAGCAGAGGCGGACGCGCUGCAGCAGGGCUUCGGCGGUGCUUCAGGCACUGGUUGGUCGCCGCCAGCGUACCGCAACAGUCAGCCCGGCACGCCGAAGCCGUUACGCAGCCCAAAGUCAAGGUUUGCGGCAGUCUCAGCCUCGACCAACGCACCCCUUGGUGGUGCUUCCUCCACCACUGUCGCUGCUGUAGGACACGGGAGUGGGGGAGGAGGACGGUACAACAACGGCCGAUCCCGCAGCUUUUCGCCGCCGCUGGCACGGCAGUCCUACGCGAUUACCCCACCAUCCAUGUCACCCAUCCGCAGCCCCAUCCUGCGCUCUUUGACGACCACGUCGGCCUACACCUCCUCUCACAACGCCGUCCCGACGCCAACAACGCAUCGCCUUCGCACACCACCACUAGGGAGCGCCUCCCACAACAACAGCGGCGAAGUGAGUCUGGGGCCAGCCGCGGGAGCGCAGCAGCAACAUUCAUCCACAAACAAUAAAAAGGGUGCCAGUGGUGGCAGCUGGAAGGCGCGGGACGCAGCGGCUGUCGAUGGACUGCCACUGCCAGACCUGGUGCUUGCGGAGAGCACGGCCGACAUCGCAACGCGGAAGUCGAACCUGCUGUCAGACCCGCGACCACAACCACAGUUUCGCAAGAGACAGCGGCGCCGACGACGCGGUCGUGGCGAGGACGACGAGGACGACCACAGUAACGACGAGGGCGGCGGCGAUGACGGCAGCGGCGAUGAGGAUCGUGGCCUGACGACGAAGGCUGGCAACGGCGGGGACGGCGACGACCAGCAAGAGAGGAUGCUGAAGAAGAGGGCAACAGAAAAAGAUCAAGAGCGCCAGCGGCUUGACGACGUCAUGCGCCUCCUUCGGCAGGCCCUACCACCGUACUGGGAUGUACUCCUCGGGGCAGCAACAGACCUCGCACCGUCGCUCCUGUCCCCCAGCGUCGGAGACAAAGAGGACGAAGACGAGGACGACGACGCGUCGAUAACCCGGAGCGGCAGGCGUCACAGGGCCUCGCCGCAGGACCAACGCGUUCGCCGGCCCGGACUAACGGCGGCGUCGCGACCCACGCGGCGAGGUGACGGUGGUGGUGCUGGUGCGGUGGAGGUGCCCACUGAGGUGCUCAUCACACACAAGCCCUUCAACGUGUUCGACGCCGAGGAAUGCCGCCGGCGUCUGCGCCGCCUCUACGCGUUCAUCAGCACCUACGAGCGACGGAGGGUGACGCUGCUGCAGCUGGCCGCAGAAGGAAGGUUGCCAAAGAUGGCGACUCUGGCGGCUGCCGUGCCGUCGCCGAAGCUGCACAACGGGAGCCCUCUAACCAUGGCGCGUGCCUCAACCACCGCGGUGGGUGCCGGCUUUUCCAUGCCAGUGCACCUCUCCCCUCCGCCACAGCUCGUGUCCCCCUUGCUACCACCGAAACUAGUCGGCGGUGAUGGUGGCAACACUGCUGUCCAACGCUCGCCACCGCACCGCCGUCAAAUGUCCCCACCACACCUAAGCAGCAGGCCCAUGCCGUCUCCGCCGACCCGAGCCGCUGUCCCGCUGCCGCGCCAACGUGGCGAAGGCGCCGUGGGUGGCGGUGGUUCACCUCGACCGUCACCGUCCCUCUCCUCUGUCGCGUCGUCGCACUCGAGCCGCCGCAGCCCGCGGCUGCAGCACCAGCAUCGCUCACCGCCGCCGCAGUCCAGCACGCGCCUCAAGUCGGCACAGAGGGAUGCGUCUGGUCGCAGCGGUGGCGCAAACCCAAGUAAGCAGCGCAUCAGCAAAACCGCCCUUGGCGACGUCCGUAGCGGUGGCAGUGGUGAUGCCGUUGCGACCGCGACAGUGGUCGACGACAACUUCGCCUUACCGCCUUCAGAGAUGGCGUGGCAGGAGUCGUACGUCGGCGCCGCUACUUUGUCGCACGGACAGAGGGCAGUUGCGGGAAAAGGGACUGCCCGUCGGGCGGAGCGGGUGAGCAGCGGAGGCGAGCAGGACUGGCAAACAUCAGCGUCUCGACGCUGGUGCGACAAGCCGCCAGCGAAGGAGAACUCUGAUGAGGAAAGCCCCUCGAGCAGCAACUCGGAGGUUGAAGGAGAAGGUAACCGCCACGGCCACCGCUAUCCACUCUCCUUUGCGUCGAGCGAGGAUGAUGAGCAGCAACGACAGCAGCUGCAGACGCCACCCGCGCAGGUGAGUCAGCCGCGGAAGUCCUUGCGAUCGGCCAGCGACAAGGAGGAUGGAAACGACGACGACGCUGAUGAGAAUCAAGCACGUCGGCGCACCGAGAGCAGAAGCGAAGAAGGGUGGACAGAUGGGCCGUCACUCGCUCAACAGCAGCACCGCCGUAAAUCGAAAAAGACAGGUCGGCGACGACGUCGCCGGGAGCAGAACUCGCAGCAGCACCAGCAGAGGAAGCAGGCGCCGUCGCUGUCUCCGCCAAGCAGUCGUGAAUCAAGCAAGGAUCUGAGCCACUCAUCAGAGAUGCGCGCUGGACGGGGCAGAUCUGGUUCUGUUGGCAGCGUGUCAAGGACCGGAUCGCCACCGCUGCCACCUCACCCAAGCAGAGCAGGGGCGGAGGUUAGGGACAGCCCUGUGACACCCUCCCAAGCAGUACCGUCGAUCCGUGCUCGAGCCAAGCAAUCUGCCUACAGCACGGGAACGAACUAA
Leishmania braziliensis MHOM/BR/75/M2904 is the source of this 5331-nucleotide messenger RNA. RefSeq lists its product as hypothetical. The record is from RefSeq and is a predicted model, not a curated record. Bases 1 to 5331 code for a protein of 1776 amino acids. The transcript has a single exon. Lineage: Eukaryota; Euglenozoa; Kinetoplastea; Trypanosomatida; Trypanosomatidae.